UCUGGGUGUAGAUCUAACCCUGCGAGUCAUAUGUAACUAAUCACGUCACUAAUUAAAAACCUGAAUAUUUCCUCCAUUGUUUUCCUUGGAAUCUGGAAGUCAGCCCUAACAAAAGAAAAGUGAGUCAAUUCUUGUACCUAUUAACUAACACUGCUAAUGAAUGAGCUCUGACAGCUGAAGAGCAGACACCAGAUAGUAUGCAUGCUUCUGCCUUUUGUUAUCGAAGCAUUGCCAGAUCCACGCAUUGUGAGGUGUGGGUGAGUCAGAAAACUGAACUGCCCAUUCAUGAGAAGAAAGGGUUUCAGUCUUCACUUCUUUUGUUCUGCCGAACACCAUGCGCAUAUUUUAAUCAGCAUUUUAAUGCAGUUUAAGCUCGCAAUUUGUCCAAUAUAGGAGUGGCGUUGUGAUUACCCUUAGACACACUGCUCCUGUUCUUCUGGUGCUUCAUGGAGUUGUAUAUAACUGCUGUGCCACAGGAGAGAUCUUCUUGUAGUAAUUCCCUUAAUACAAAGGGGUUGAAUCGAACAUGUUGUAUGGAGUUGUCUUGAUGUGCUGGUUGUAGUUUUUAGGGUUGAGGGUGAAAAAGGAGACUUGUGUUUACACCAGGCCUGGACACCAACGCUUUCUUCAGCCCCUGCUGCAGUGUUUGUCCUGUCCUGACUAGACCAGGCCCCCUCCCCCUCUCCCCUUCCCUCCGCAUCUCCCACUGUCUGCCUCCAGGUGGUUUCUGGGUCGGACAGGCGUUGUUCACCUUUUCCACAGUGCUGUAGUUUUCCUGCAAGGGCACUGGAGGCUGGAGGCUGAAAUUCCGGGAUGUGGCACGUCUCUGGAGGCUGAAAUUCCGGGAUGUGGCCCGGCCCUGGUGUGGACUUACAUGGUCAUAACAUUGUCCGUUUGGGAUUGGGCUGUAUUUCAGAAUGUCUAAAUGGAGAGCCCAUUGGCUGAUUUGCGCUUGUUUUUAUUCCUGAGUGUUUAUGAUGGUGGAAGCCAGAUUUAACUGGGCUCAUUUUCAACUCUUCACAGGCAUUUCUUUUUUUAACAGAAAACACUUAUGCUGUUUGACCCUCGCAUUAUUUACAGUGAUAGCAGAUUUAAAAGCUGGUAUUGGAAUUCUUCAUCUUUACACAAGAUGGACUCCUGAACACUGACUUUUUGUGGCAGUCUGGGGGGAGCCGGGAACAGAGUCUGGACUGGAUCAGGACACUGCAGAGGAGUAUUUUGAGUAUGAUGCCGAGGAGUUCCUGGUCCUGCUGACCUUGCUGAUCACGGAAGGCCGCACUCCGGAAUGUUCCAUCAAGGGUCGGACGGAAGGGCUGCACUGCCCCCCGGCACAGUCUGCGCAGCCUCCCCUCUCCCGGCACGAGUGCACUGACAAACUGCCACAGUGCCGGCAGGCGAGGAGGAUGCGUUCCGAGGUCAUGCUCCUCUGGAGGAACAACAUUCCAGCCAUGAUCGAGGUGAUGCUGCUGCCCGACUGCUGCUAUAGCGACGAGGGGCCCAGCACGGACGGGACUGACAUCAGCGACCCCGCCCUCAAGCAGGACGCCCUGCUCCUGGAGAGGUGGACCCUGCAGCCUGUGCCCAGACAAAGUGGAGACCGCUUCAUCGAGGAGAAGACCUUGCUGUUGGCGGUGCGGUCCUACGUCUUCUUCUCCCAGCUCAGCGCCUGGCUCAGUGCCUCGCACGGCAUCGUCCCCAGAAACAUCCUCUACAGGAUCAGUGCAGCCGAUGAGGAGCUGGUGUGGGACUUCUCCCAGGCCCCAGCUGAACACACCUUCCCCGUGCCCAACGUCUCCCACAGCGUGGCCCUCAACGUCCGCGUGCAGUCCCUCCCCCGACAGCCCAACUACCCGGUCCUCAAAUGCAGCAUCCAUGCCAGCCUGUCCCUGUUCGGACAGAAGGGCUAUGAGCAGGAGGAGCAGCCCGCCCAGGGCUGUGAGUUCACUGAUGCUGGCCAGCAUCGCUCCCAGGACCCUGCGUUCACCAGCCCCGGCCAAACACCCCUUCUUUACGGCGUCAUCAACUCAAAGAAAUGCCAGCUCCCAGAAGCCCUUCCUCCCAGUAAAGCAGCUAGGUGGCUGUACUCCAGAUUGAACAGUAGCCAGGAUGUCCGGCCCUCAGAGGGCCACACGACAUCAGGGAGCAGCGGAGAGGGGUCAAAGACCACUGCUCCAGAGCUCCCAGUCAGAGCGUUUAAGUCCCUUUCCCUGGUGGAUCCAUUGGUGAUGUCCACCCCAGGUCCAAGGCUGCCUGUGGGUGAGCCCAGUCCCCUGAUUGGCUCCUUGCUCCAGGAGCGACAGGAGGUCAUCGCCCGCAUCGCCCAGCAUUUGAAUUACUGUGACCCCUCAGCCCCGCACAUCCCCGACAGCCUGUUCAGCGGGCCGGAGGAACAGGCCCCCAAAUCGCCCUGGUUCCCAAAAAAAGACGCCGGACUCCAUACAAAGUGCAGAGACCCCCUUUCCUCAAGCCCUGAGCGUGCUGGCUCCCCCCUGGAGAAAGGGCAGGAGAGCAGGAGUGGGUCUUCCCCCUCUGACACGCCUCUUGGUUUGCGCAGCAGAACCAGGGCAAAUGGUGAGCUGAGGUCUUCCCCCAAACCCGCCGCCUGCCGGAAGCUGCUCCUGCCCGACCCCACGGAUAGUUCCAGAAUAUCUGAAGCCUUGCAGGACAUCUCCAGGCUCAUCCAGGACACCUUUCAGCAGUCUCAGAACAGGUGCACUGAUCUCCUGCAAUGCACCUGUGCGACCUGUAAAGAGGGCAGCGUUCUGAAACCCCCCAGCAGACCAGAGCAGGGUAGCCAUGCACCCUGCCACCACACCUCCGAUUCCCUUGUGACAAGCAAUGGCAGCGGACCACAAAUCUGCACAGACUCAAGGAUCAAAGAAACCGACGGCACCCAGCAAGACCAUUCUCUCAGACCUCGAAGCCAGGGCCCAACGAAACUUGAAGACUCAACUGCUGAGUCAGAGCCGAAAACCUCACACGGUUUACAAAAUGCCAAAAAGGACAUCUGUGACUCCUCGCCUGUCAGCUGUCAGGGUCAGAAUGGCCUGGAAAUCAGUGACCGCUCCCUCCUUGAAGAAGCCAAGAGUUCCAGAGCCCAAAGCCAGCCUAGUACGCAGUAUAGCCAUCUGCAGGAUGAGAACCUUGACCCUUCAGCCUCUAGCACAUCAACAAGCCUUCUGCAGAGGGACCCCAAAGUCUGCCCAGAAACGGCACAGAUUGGGACCAUCCUGAGAGCAACUGGCCAGGUUCCUCCAAAGCCAUGUAACAUUUGGAAGAAGCAGAACCGUCACUCCAUCGAUGGGUCGGCAACAAACGCUUUCCACCCCUGCACUGGUCUACCUCUCCUCUCCAGUCCUGUUCCUCAGAGACGGACUCAGACUGGAUACUUUGACUUAGACACGUCACUCACUCGCUGUAAAGGUGCUCCCUGGGCGGCCAGCAGAAGAGUCUGUGUGGACAGAGAGGGUGAUGGGCAUGAGUCACGCCAGCAACUGUUCAGCACCAGUGCUCCUCCAGCGAGCCUGAGCCUUCUGGGAAACUUUGAGGAGUGUGUGCUAAACCACCGUCUGGAGCCACUGGGGACAGUGGAGGGCUUCAUGGCCGAGGUGGGCGCCAGCGGAACCUUCUGCCCCAGUCACAUGACCCAGCCCGUGGAGGUGUCCUUCUACAGCGUUUCAGAUGACAACGCCCCGUCCCCAUACAUGGGUGUUAUAAAUUUGGAAUCCCUUGGUAAAAGAGGUUAUCGAAUACCUCCUUCAGGAACAAUUCAAGUGACCUUAUUCAAUCCUAAUAAGACAGUAGUGAAAAUGUUUGUGGUGGUCUAUGACCUGAGAGAGAUGCCGGCCAGUCACCAAACAUUCCUGAGACAGAGGACUUUCUCCGUGCCUGUGAGACGGGAUACCAACGGACACACAAACAGGAAGUCCCUCCCCCUCAGCCAGGAACGAAUCCUGCGCUACCUCAUUCACCUGAGGUUCCAGAGUUCAAAAUCUGGAAAGAUCUACCUCCACAGUGAUAUCAGACUCCUGUUCUCUCGCAAAUCAAUGGAAGUGGACAGUGGUGCUGCCUACGAGCUCCAAUCCUUCACCGAGACCCCAGCAGAUCCUCCCUUCUCCCCCAGAUGUUAACCCAGCCCAGCCCAGUUCAGUCCAGUCCAAAGGCCAUGCUGGAUCACAACUUUGAUGCUGAAUCAAAUCCAAUAAAAUUACACAUUAUCCAAAUGCAUAUAUGACAAAUGAUGAAGAUAGUUUGGAAAUUUGGUCUAAUGUCUGCUUUUGUGGGGGAUGUGAGCUGCAUCAAAUGUAUCUGAGCAUGAACUCUGCUGAUAAAGAAAAAACAACAAUCAAUCAAGUGAGAGAGAGAGCAAGGCAGCAGCAAAAGAGCACUGUGUAUUUCCACAAUAACUGGAAAUAAAAUUAGUAAUAUUCAAAAUACUUAUUUUGUACUGUUACAAAACCACUAUUGGAAGUGUUGCAAUAGAAAUAAAAUUACCUUACUAGCAUAGUGUUUACCUGUUUACUUUGUCAGUUAUUUAAUAUUUAAAUUUAAUAUUUCAUGUAUUGCACAUGUGAUGUCUGUUAUGCUAAGCAUUAUGAUGUAGUGCAACACUAUGUAAAUCAUAUGAUGUAUUUUUGACAUUGAUAUUCAGAUCUGAAAUAUAUAUAAAGCAAUCUUUAAGCA
Conger conger (European conger) is the source of this 4683-nucleotide messenger RNA. RefSeq names its product atos homolog A (gene atosa). NCBI's taxonomy places the organism in Eukaryota, Metazoa, Chordata, Actinopteri, Anguilliformes, Congridae. The transcript has 12 exons. Bases 1404 to 4130 code for a protein of 908 amino acids. The record is from RefSeq and is a predicted model, not a curated record.